Molecule: messenger RNA, 2982 nt
Organism: Marmota monax (woodchuck)
Lineage: Eukaryota; Metazoa; Chordata; Mammalia; Rodentia; Sciuridae
Gene: Cfh
Product: complement factor H
Source: RefSeq, a predicted model, not a curated record
UUCUCCUCAUUUGCUUUGCGAAAGUUUCUGAUGGGUGGAGCAUCCAGUAACCCCUAUUUCCCAAGCUCUUUCAACUUCCGUUAGAAGCAAGUACUUUCCUGUCCUGAUUGUGAUUUUUAGCAGAGGUGAACUGGACCCUGUGAGCACUCUCAGCUAUUAAAUGUGCCCUUAAAAGAUUCAAAACAUGAGAUUGCCUGCAAAGAUUAUUUGGUUGAUAUUAUGGACUGUUUGUGCAGCAGAAGAUUGCCAAGGACCUCCUGCAAGAGAAGAUACAGAAAUUCUGUCUGGUUCCUGGACUGACCAGCCUUAUUCAGAGGGUACUCAGGCUUCCUACAGAUGCCGCCCUGGCUACAGAACCCUUGGCACCAUCAUAAAGGAAUGCAGAAAUGGAGAAUGGGUGGCUCUUAAUCCAGCCAGGAUAUGUCGGAAGAAGCCCUGUGGACAUCCUGGGGAUACUCCAUUUGGUUCUUUUCAUCUUGAAGGAGGAAAUGAAUUUGUAUAUGGUGCAAAAGUUGUUUAUAAAUGUGAUGAGGGGUAUAGAAUGUUAGGUGAGAAUAAUUUCCGUCAAUGUGAUGCAGAAGGAUGGACAAAUGAUAUUCCGAUAUGUGAAGUUGUUAAGUGUUUGCCAGUGACAGAACCAGAGAACGGGAGAAUUAUCAGUAGUGCGACAGAACCAGAUGAGGAAUAUUAUUUUGGACAAGCAGUGCAGUUUGAGUGUAAUUCAGGCUUCAAACUUGAAGGACAGAAAGAAAUAUAUUGUUCAGAAGAUGGUCAUUGGAGUAAUGAAAAACCAAGAUGUAUGGCAAUUUCCUGCACAUCGCCAGAAAUUAGAAAUGGAUAUUCUAUAUCUCCGAAGAAAAUUUAUAAGGAGAAUGAAAGAUUUCAAUAUAAAUGUAAUCAAGGUUUUGAAUACAGUGAAAAAGGCAGUGCUAUAUGCACUAGUUCAGGAUGGAGUCCAACUCCCUCAUGUGAAGAAGUAACAUGUAAUCCUCCUUAUAUUCCAAAUGGUGUUUACUCACCUCAAAGGAUUAAGCACAGAACUGGAGAUGAAAUCAGAUAUGAAUGUAAAAGUGGUUUUUAUCCUGCAACCAGGGGAAAUACUGCAAAAUGUACAAGUAGUGGCUGGAUACCUCCUCCAAGAUGUAGCUUGAAACCUUGUGAUUUUCCAGAGAUAAAACAUGGACGUCUAUACUAUGAAGAAAGAUAUAGACCAUACUUUCCAGUACCUAUAGGACAACGAUAUACCUAUGAAUGUGAUAACAAUUUUGUGUCUCCUUCAAAAUCAUACUGGGGUUACAUUUAUUGCACAAAAGAAGGGUGGCUGCCAGAAGUACCAUGCAUCAGACAAUGCAUUUUCAAUUAUGUGGAAUAUGGAUAUUACUCACGUGAAACAAGACAUUUACUGCAUGAGUCUGUUAAAGUUGAUUGUUAUCCUGGCUAUAGUCUUUCAAAUGGUCAAAACACAGUUACAUGUACAGAGAAUGGCUGGUCCCCUCCUCUCAAAUGCAUUCGGAUUAAAACAUGUUCAAAAAAUGAUAUAGAAAUUAAGAAUGGGUUUCUUUCUGAAUCUGACUUUAUAUAUAAUCUAAAUAAAGUAACACAAUAUAAGUGCAAACCAGGCUAUGUAACUGAAGAUGGUAACACAUCGGGAUCAAUUACCUGCCUCCAAGAUGGAUGGUCAGCUCAACCCUCCUGUGUUAAAUCUUGUGAUAUGCCAGCAUUUGAGAAUGCUAAAACCAAAAGUAACGCCACAUGGUUUAAACUCAAUGACAAGUUGGACUAUGAAUGUAAUGUUGGGUUUGAAAACAGAUUCAAGCGUGCCAAAGGAUCCAUAGUAUGUCAGGACAAUGGAUGGUCACAUAUACCCACAUGUUAUGAAAGGGAAUGCAGGAUUCCCAAAAUGGGAAAAUUCUUAAUGGCUGAUCCCAAGAAAGAUAAAUAUAAAGUUGGAGAUUUGUUGAAAUUUUCCUGCCGAUCAGGACUUACAAGAGUUGGACCAGAUUCAGUACAAUGCUACCAUUUUGGAUGGUCCCCGGAUAUCCCAAUAUGUAAAGAUCAAGUACAGUCAUGUGGUCCACCUCCUCCACUAUUCAAUGGGGAAGUUAAAGAAACAAAGAAAGAAGAAUAUAGACACAAUGUAGUAGUAGAAUAUAAUUGCAAUCCUAGAUUUUUGAUGAAGGGACCUAAUAAAAUUCAAUGUGUUGAUGGAACGUGGACAACCUUGCCAAAAUGUAUUGAGGAGGAGAGAACAUGUGGAGCUAUACCUGAACUUGACCAUGGCUUUGCCCAGCCUUCUGACCCUCCUUAUCACCAUGGGGAUUCAGUGGAGUUCAAUUGUAUAGAAACCUUUACAAUGAUUGGAGACAGAUCAAUUACAUGUAUUAGUGGAAUGUGGACCCAACUUCCUCUGUGUGUUGCAACAGAUCAACUUGAGAAGUGUCAAGCACCAAGACUAACUGCAAAUGAAGCAAAUCAAUCAGAUAAAAAUGAAUAUAAUCAUAAUUUUAACUUCAGUUACCCAUGUAGGGGAAAGUUGGAGCAGAAACAUUCAAUCUGUGUCAAUGGACGAUGGGACCCUGAACCAACCUGCACAAAAGUGGAGAUAAACUUCUGCCCACCUCCACCUCAGAUUCCCAAUGCUGAAGAUAUGAAAACCACAGUGAAAUAUCAGGAUGGAGAAAAAGUAUCUGUUCUUUGCAAAGAAAAUUAUCUGAUUAAGGAAGCAGAAGAAAUUGUGUGCAAAAAUGGAAGAUGGCAGUCAAUACCACGCUGUGUUGAAAAACUUUCAUGUUCUCAACCACCUGACAUAGACCAUGGAAGAAUUAGUCCAUCUAGAUUUUCAGAAGAAAGGAAAGAAGCAAUUGAAUCCAGACAGUAUGCACAUGGCACUAAACUGAAUUAUAGUUGUGAAGAUGGUUUCACAACCUCUGAGGAAGAUGAGAUAACAUGCUACAUGGGCAAAUGGAGUCCUCCACCUCAGUG